CGACACAGCACACAUCGAGCGGGCACGACAGGAUUUCCUUGUCAAGGCUUGUUUAGGUCGCAUGGCACGAAAAAGGUGCUGCAGUCGAAGGGCAGACUACAGUAGUCGGGGCUACGUGCGUAGCGCCUGCACAUCCGUCAUCGGGAUCAAUGACUUCUUGAAGUAGACACAUCUCACUGUGCAUGAAAGACUUUUAGUAGCAAUGCUGGGGACUGUACAUGAUUAUUGUGUGAGAUCUACCACUACCCUCCGAGAUCCUGAAGGCGAGAGACGGGCGUCGGUGGGAUAACCACUUUUGGGAUCGAUGGGAGAAACAAUGCUGGUGCAUUUAGCGGCUACUGUUAGUUUGAAAAAUAACCUUUGCAGUCUCCUGAAUAGAAGUAAUUCCGGAUAGCGUGGAGCAGAGUCAGUGCCAUGAACAACGAAGAUGAAGCCUUGCAUCAGUUCAUGCAAGAAUGCCAGGAGGAGCUGGUCAACGGUCUAUCACAGGAGCGGAUUGGGGAGCUGCUUGAGUGGCUCAAAACCCGUGAAGUCCUCAAUGCAGUCGAGUGUGAGAUGAUAAAAUCGGCUGGACCCACGUAUUACCAGUCCGAAUCUCUUCUAAAAAUACUGCUGGCCAGGGACACACGCGAACAUUGGAUACCACUCUGGAAUGGCAUAGCUAAACAUGCCCCACCGUUGCACGCUAAGAUCUACCCUACCAUCGGCGCGAAGCUUGGAGAGAAUGCUCUGGCUGGUUUGACUGUACCAAAGGCACAGCCUUCCGUCGCAUCUCGUACCCACUCUUUCAAGAAGCACAGCUCGUCUGGAAGAAGCCACAGUGUCGCUGGUCCACCCGGUGCAGAUCAGGUAUCACCGACACCCAAUAAUGUGGGACCUCAUUCUGUGGGUGCUACAUCCUCUACUGCUAUUGGUGCUAGUGCUGCCAACCUUCCCACCGAGCAAGGCAAUGCAGACUUGCUGCAGCAGAUUGAGCAGCUUACCCAGGAAAGGAAUGCUGCUCGAGCGGAGCGCAAAGAAGCACUCGCUGAGGUGGAGGCCACCACUGCUCGCCGCUACCAACUGGAAGAGCAGAUCACAGCAAUGAAAUAUGGCUCGGAACCACUGAAGAGUGAGCUAAGACUGCUAAGAGAUCAACUGGCCAAGACCAUUGUUGACCGUGAUGAAGCAAUUCAGCAAAAGGACCUCUAUAGGGAUCAAGGAAGAGCGGCCACUGAAGAAAACCAGGCGGUGCAUAAGAUGCUAUCGGGACUGCAACGCAGCCACCAGGAAACUCGAGAGCAGAUGAAGAAACAAAUGGAUUUCUACGAGACAGAACUUGACCGCGGCCGAUCUCGGCUCCAGGACUUUGGUGUUCAAGAGGCGAUGUUAUUACAAGCCCAACAGGACAUCAUCCGACAGAAAGAGAUGCUGGCCCAGCUCAGGCACGAACUGGACAGGUCGAUACCGUAUGAAGUCAAGGACGGCCGCCUGCAGAUCCGUAGCCGUUUGCUAAGCAGUACUGGAGACUCGGGCGUGCACGAAAGAGGUGGAAGCAGUGAUCUGUCUCACUCUGGCGUCUGCGUCUAUCCAUGUGAAAUGGAGAUCACACUCAACGUACAGGAUGUUGAGCCGGGAAUCACGUUUGACACUGGUGUAUUUGUGCAUGGACUGGCCCCUGGCUACAGUGCCGCAAUGGAUGGCCGCGUAGCCGUGGGCGAUCGUCUCAUUGAGAUCAAUGGCGUCUCAACUUCAAACUUGACGACUAUCGGUGAAAUGGUGCGUGGCUGCCGUCGCAAGUUGAACUUGGUCGUACAGCGCUAUAUGCUUGUGCCCAAGCUGUAUUUAUCCAAUCUCCCUCCGCUGCCAUCCUCCACUGUCAUCCCUUUUAGAACUCCAGUGUCGUAUCCAUCACCGGUGGGUGCCUCUAUAGGUGGUGCUGUCUCUCAAGAUGGCUACCCAGUGGACAGAAGCUCACUAGCAGGUAGUGGUAGUGUUGGCCAGCAAUCUCUCUGCUCACACAAUUCUGGUCUCUCCGUCAAGUCUUUCCACUCCAUGCAUGACAAUGGCUUCCGUGGCAACCAUUCCUUGCCAAAUUACUACCAUGCGUCUCACUUACACCCUGCCAAUAACCACCCUGCCAACCACCAGGCCAGCGCUGGCGACCGACAGUUUGCUUUCUUGACAGGACCCGUCGUUGCCGCCAUGGCCAACAAACAGCGAUCGUUCAGCCCGGCUAGAAUGCCGGCAGGAGUAGCAACGCAACCAAUGCCAGGUGGAAGUCCAAACGAUGCACACACUCGUACUGCCAAUCACCCCCUUCAACCAUAUCAAUCUUUGACGACCGUACCUGGUACUACGUCCCAUCAGCCACUGAUAAGACACAUGUCAGCAUCAGACAGUCAACGCCACCAGGAAGUCUUGGCUAAGCCGGUUUUGCUCAACUCGUCAGACGCACCUCACUUCGGCGCGCGGGAUAGUCCGCGCCACCCACUGCAACUGAACCACUACACCAGCGUGCCUGACCUGGGUCCGCACGAGCAGAUACCAACGUAUCACAAACCGCGAAUACGCCACGGUACAAGCACUGGCAUCCCACCUCGCUUCAUUGACCCGCACGCAGCCGCAGCACACAAGCGAAUUGCCCGCAGUACCGAUUCACUGCCACGCGUAAUAUCCAAACCCAGCGAUCCUACUCAGCUGAAUCUGAGAACGGUGUCUCCCAUUCCGCAGCAGCCUGCCCCUCGUCACCGAGAUACUGGUGCUGGUGAAUCCAGUAGUGGGUCAGAAACCAGUGGCAUGGAGAUGGAAAUACCGUUUGUUCGUCCUAUUAAUGGUCCACUGGACAGCAUACCAAGCAGCAGCAGUGUAACAACUGCAUCCACUAGUGUUCUAGGAACGGAGUCUUCGCGGCUGACGGUACGCAAUCCACCGCAAGACAUCACUAUUCCUGCGAUUGAGCUGCUGCACUCCACAGAUGGUGGGAGAAGUACUGUUCCAAUGAAGCCUGAAAUAACAGUGAACGGUGCCAAUCUUACUCAACGUGAGGUCACACCAAUAAAAUUACGCGCUCCUCGGGAAGUGCUCAACAAGCUAACUUCAAGAUACGAGCCCGGUACGAAUAGAAGCGUUGGCUCAUCGAGUAGCAGGGAGGUGAUUCUUAAUCGCAGUUCAGAAGAAUCUACUUUGGAUGGGUUCAGUAUCCGAGGAGGUCGGGGCAACGGUGUCUUUGUCUCUUCGACGCCGGCAUGGAUGUCAGAAGAUGGUCUGGUAGUCGGUGAUCGGAUUGUGUAUAUUGGUGGUGAAAAUGUAGAGAAUGCUACAUUUGAGCACUGCCACUUCCUCAUACAGUGUUCGCUGGUGUACGGCAGCUCCCUGGCCUUCAUUGUCGACCAUGACUUGCCAGGGCUGAGGAAAUUGGCAGAGGGAGCUCGGGACAACUUCUAUGUCAGGUGCGAGUUCAACUAUGCACGCAUGGAGGAAGGCGAGCUGGAGAUCAGCCGUGGAGACAUUCUGCACGUGGUGGACACCAUGCACGAAGACCGCACGGAUUCCUGGUUUGCCUACAAGAUGAAGGGGGCACAGCGUACCACCGUCGCCGGCAUUGUUCCAAGCAAAAACCGGGCCAGUGCGUUGACGAUACGACGUAGGAGCUCACAAGUGUCUCGAGACCUUGACAUGGAUGACCCGCAUCCUCCCUUGCAGCAACGAGGUGCCUCUCCCAAGCCAGCGGUGCGCCGAGGAAGCUUGAAAACCAACUUCAAGCUGAAGAAUCUGUUUUUGAAGCGCAUCCCUAGCGGAGAGGAUCAACUCGCGGUACCACUGCCAUCUACAGCUCCAAUGACAAUGAGAGAUAACAUCCCUAAAGGAUACAGCAAUGUUCAGCUUGUGUCAUUCAAGAGACCUCGUCCGGUGUUGCUUCUGGGAGUGUGUGUGGAGUUCUUUGUCAACCAACUCCUACAAAAUUACCCACAAGUAUUCUUUCGUGCUAAUCCCGAGCUCUUCUCCAGCGGUUUUGCGGUAAAGGCUGGACUAGAGAACCGUUCGAUAUUGAAGUGCAGUCCACCGCUGGAAGACACUGCCGCCAGUAGUAACUGCAGCAGCAGUAUGUCAGCGGGUUAUCAAUGCCUUACCAUGCAGAGUAUCACAGGAGAUGAUCGUCGACAUUGUAUACUGGAGUUCCAGGCUGGCUACAUCGACCUGUUGGAGCAGUGUGAUCUGCAUCCCAUUGUCCUCUUCUUGCAGCCCAAGUCAGAGAGAAAGCUUCGGUUGCUGGCAAUGCAAACAAUGGGAAACGACACGUCAACAGUGGUGUCGCGUGAGAUGUUCGAGACGGCAACGGAUGACCUAGCCAAAUGGAGAUGCAAACUCACAGGGGUCAUCGACGUCGGUACUGGUAUUGAUCGCACGCAGCAGAAAGUGGUGAACCGUGUGCAGGGGUGUCAGCGCGGGCAGAAUUGGAUACCUGUGCGAAGUGCUAUGUGAGAUACAGGCGUGCAGCUAGUCGCCUGACUUGUAUACCUAGUAGUCCCACCCGCAUGCUGUUACAAUAGUUGCCUUUUUUCUCUUUGCCUCCCCCCCCCCCCCCCCCACACACACACCCUCCCACACACACACACACUCCCUUACCCAUUGCAUUGUAGCAACAAGUAAACACAUUACCUAGGAUGUGCUCCUUCACGUUAACUCAGAGUAGACCUGUUGAGAGAAUCAUAGGAUGGUGAUCAAUUCAGGAUUGUGUUGAAAUCAGCUUGACUUGAUCUACUACUAGUAUCAAAAUUACAUUUUCUAUCUACUUCUACUGGCCGUUACGCGCCCGAUUGGUUGAGAGACUCACCUCCUCUCCCCUGACUCACUUGUGAGGUCUGCAUUCGCCACUAAGGUGAACAGGCAUAGUGGUGGCCUGCAGAUGCAAAGGCUAGUUUGUGUGUUUCUGAACAUUCAAGCAAUGCCGACGCGGAUCCCGCGAAUAUUAUAUUAUUAUCUACUUCUUUAUGGUUUUUCAGACUUGGUUGCCCCCCCCCCCCGACCUCUUCCCGUUGAUUGGCAAGGGAUGUGGAGUAAAUCAAUCCGCAAGUAAAAUAUUUCCGACAGUGGGUUUUGUGUUGGUGUGUAACACCCUACUUUCCUGUAUUGCCUAUGCAUAUCCCGUAUGCCCUAGUAGACGUCAUGGCACAAAAGUGCGGAACUAAAACGAAAAGAAGUCGACUCUGCGAAUACACAAAUUCUAUCUACAAUCGUUCGCCGAUCCCUAGCAGAGUUAUGUACUGCUAGUACUUGCUUUUUGUUGAUCUCCUGGGAUAUAUUGUGACAUUCCAGUAUGGCUGUAGCCGGGUGCGUAUCACUUCGCUUUCCCCGUACAAGUAUGUUUGACACUUAGUAGCUUGAUGAGAACAUCAUUUGAGACUGGUAAAGUCAAGUACUGGAAAGUAUUUUCUUCUCUGCUUUCUUUCCCCAUGUAUUAUUAUUCAUGUUAUCAUGUACCUUGAGCAAUUCUUCUUCUCCUUUUAUAUUUUUUAUUUUCUUCAUUUCAAAUUCUAGUAGAUAUCAAAGAUUUCAAAUUCAAUUAGUUUUAUAGUGACAUACAUCCAACUGAAGAGUAUUGGAAGAAAAAUGUCUGUGUUUCAAAAAUCA
This is a messenger RNA of Sycon ciliatum, 5613 nucleotides long. RefSeq lists its product as uncharacterized. Gene Ontology annotation, molecular function: protein binding. The transcript has 19 exons. The record is from RefSeq and is a predicted model, not a curated record. Gene Ontology annotation, biological process: regulation of apoptotic process; negative regulation of hippo signaling. Bases 415 to 4464 code for a protein of 1349 amino acids. Gene Ontology annotation, cellular component: plasma membrane. Lineage: Eukaryota; Metazoa; Porifera; Calcarea; Leucosolenida; Sycettidae.